This is a messenger RNA of Myzus persicae (green peach aphid), 1256 nucleotides long. RefSeq lists its product as uncharacterized. Bases 474 to 1064 code for a protein of 196 amino acids. The transcript has 2 exons. Lineage: Eukaryota; Metazoa; Arthropoda; Insecta; Hemiptera; Aphididae. The record is from RefSeq and is a predicted model, not a curated record.
CCCUUCCGAGAAAUAUUGACUAUUUGGUAAGAGAAACGUAUAAUUGGUUUUGUCACUCAACUUUGCGUCAAGCACAGUAUUCAAAUUUAUAUAGGGCCAUAAACGAUGGUCAUGAUCCACUAAAAAUAGUUAGGUGUUGUGAAACAAGAUGGCUGUCUAUAGAGUCUGCUGUUAGUCACAUCUAAAUCAAUGGUUAGAGCUUAAAACCUUAUUUAGUGUAGCUAGGACCAAAGAAAAGUGCUAUGCUGCUGAUGUACUCUUUGAAAUGUAUAACGGCAACAUGAAUUUGGCGUAUUUAAAGUUUUUAUAUCCGAUAUUGGAAGAAGUGCAAUUAGUGAAUAAAUAAAAUAAUAUCCUUUGAAUCGAAUACAGCUGACCCAAGUAAGUUGCUCAAAGAUUUAACAAAUCUCAUUUAUUCUGUUUCUAAGAGGUUUGUAAAUCCAAAUUGUCGGGAAGAUCCCUUAACUUGUAAUAUGAAUAGUUAUACAGUGCAAAAUGUUUACUUUGGGUAUGAAUUUGAGCAAAUCUUAGCAUCUUGUCCAUCUUCUAAAGAAAAAAAAGACCAUUUGAAAGAGAGAUGUCUGCGAUUUUUUCAAGUUCUUCUCCAACAGUUACAACAGCGUCUUCCUAAAAAUGUUAAUAUCUUACAAACCGUUUCACUGAUAUCAGUUAAAAACACACUGCAGGUUAUAAAGGAUCCACUUACUCCUUUGGCGCAAUUUUUGAACGUUGAAAACAAAAUUAUUGAUAAAAUAAAUAUACAGUGGUCUAAUAUACUAAAUGUCAAGUGGACUGAAACAUCAAAUACCAUAAAGUUUUGGAAUGAAGUAGCUUGUUACACAGAUGCUAGCGGAUCUUACCCAUUUGCAGAAGUUUCAGAUCUGAAUGUUUAUUUUCUUCAUACUGAAAAGUUGAAAAAAACGAGUUACGACCUUUUUCGCUGGGGCAGUCGUCUUGUACUUCCAUGGUCUAAUGCCGAAGUAGAGCAAUUGUUCAGUCAAAUGAAUGUGGUAAAAAGCAAAUUAAGAAACAAAAUGGGGCCAAAACUUUUGGAUGCAAUUUGAAGUACAAGAGCAGGUUUAACACGUUCAAUGCCACGGUCGACGCGUAGUCGACAAAUGUUAUGUAUAUCUUUAUGGGUGUAUUAUUUGAUCGGUUAUAGACGCACUGUUUCAAUAUUUGUAUGUGGUUAUUCAGUAGGAUGUCGUGAUUUCAAUGGUAUAUUUGGAUUUUGCGUAGCUAUUUUUAGCGAGUUU